Messenger RNA from Hypanus sabinus (Atlantic stingray), 9799 nucleotides. RefSeq names its product sodium/calcium exchanger 1-like. The transcript has 11 exons. The record is from RefSeq and is a predicted model, not a curated record. Gene Ontology annotation, biological process: sodium ion transmembrane transport; cell communication; calcium ion import across plasma membrane. Bases 508 to 3603 code for a protein of 1031 amino acids. Gene Ontology annotation, cellular component: axon; sarcolemma; postsynapse. Lineage: Eukaryota; Metazoa; Chordata; Chondrichthyes; Myliobatiformes; Dasyatidae. Gene Ontology annotation, molecular function: calcium:sodium antiporter activity.
GGCCGGCAGAAUGAUCAAUGAAGUAGGUGGGUCGGUCGGAGAUAAGAAUACUGGCAAGGCGCCCAUGAUGCACUGCAAGCCUGGGCUUUCUCACGAUCAGAAAUCGGAAAAUAGUAAUUGCCUUAGACAGCCGUAGUGCUCGGGUUGCACAGUACUCGGAUGCUCGGUGAACACAGUUAUAUUACGCAGAAAUGCUCUACGCAUAAUAAUGAAAACAUAAUGCGGAGAAACUUUGACCAUUCCACAUCUGCUAGGCUCGAUCUCAGCUUCGUACUUUCUCCAAUAACGAUUAAUAUUUUCUCCAGUAUGAGACCGAUUGGCACCCUCUGUAGCUGUGACUAAACGCGAGAUCUAGCGGGUUUCAUUUAGCUCGUUUAUUUUUCUCGAAAGCUAUAAUGGUAAAAUCGUUCUACUGAUUUGCAAGCAAGGCGAAGGCAAGUGGACGUCAGAUCCAGGAACCACCGAUUGAACGCUGUGAUCGAAGCUGGAUUCCUUUCGAGAACCACCAUGCUAAGGUCGUGGAAAGCGGCGCCUUGUUCGCCCGUAAUGAAUGCUGGGUUUACAUUGGCGAUCCUGUUCACUUGCCUUCAAGAAGUAAAAACGGAGAAAGUGCCCGGAGCCGAGAGCAACUCGUCCAACUGCGGCGGUACCUACAAGUGCAAAGAGGGCGUGAUCUUGCCCGUGUGGUACCCGCAGGACCCUGCCGUCGGCGACAAGGUAGCCCGGGCCAUCGUCUACUUCGUGGCGCUGAUCUACAUGUUCCUGGGUGUGUCCAUCGUAGCGGACCGUUUCAUGUCCUCGAUCGAGGUGAUCACCUCGCAAGAGAGGGAGAUCACGGUAAAGAGAGCCAAUGGCGAGACCAGCACCACCACCGUGCGCCUGUGGAACGAGACAGUGUCCAACCUCACGCUGAUGGCGCUCGGCUCGUCGGCGCCCGAGAUCCUGCUCUCAGUCAUCGAAGUGUGCGGUCACGGCUUCCACGCCGGCGAGCUGGGGCCCAGCACCAUCGUGGGUAGCGCCGCCUUCAACACCUUCGUGAUCAUUGCCAUCUGCGUGUACGUGGUGCCCGACGGCGAGGUGCGGCGCAUCAAACACCUGCGGGUCUUCUUCGUCACGGCCGCAUGGAGCAUCUUCGCCUACGCCUGGCUCUACCUCAUCCUGGCCGUCAUCUCCCCCGGCGUGGUGGAGCUGUGGGAGGGUCUGCUCACCCUCGUCUUCUUCCCGGUCUGUGUUAUGUUCGCCUGGGUGGCCGACCGCCGCCUACUCUUCUACAAGUACGUCUAUAAGAAGUACCGAGCGGGCCGCCACCGCGGCGUCAUCGUGGAGACCGAGGGCGACCGGCCCAGCAAGGCCGACAUCGAGAUGGAUGGCAAGAUGCUCAACUCGCACGAGGUAGCGACAGCGGCCGCCGCCGCUGGCGGCGAGGCCGAAAUGCCCGAGGCGGUGGUGACGGUGGCGGGGGGCGCCAAGGACCAAGAGGAGGAGUCCCGGCGGGAAAUGGCGCGCAUCCUGAAGGAGCUGAAGCAGAAACACCCGGACAAGGAGAUGGAGCAGCUGAUCGAGCUGGCGAACUACCAGGUACUGAGCCAGCAGGCCAAGAGCCGCGCCUUCUACCGCAUCCAGGCCACCCGCCUCAUGAUCGGCGCCGGCAACAUCCUCAAGCGGCACGCCGCGGACCAGGCGCGCAAGGCCGUGUCCAUGCACGAGGUGCGGCCCGAGGUGGACGAAGGGCCUGUCAGCCGCAUCUACUUCGACCCCGGCAGUUACCAGUGCCUGGAGAACUGCGGCUCGGUGGCGCUGACCGUCGUGCGCCGGGGUGGCGACCUGACCAACACGGUGACGGUCGACUACCGCACCGAGGACGGCACUGCCAACGCCGGCUCCGACUACGAGUUCACCGAAGGCAGCUUGGUCUUCAAGCCGGGCGAGACCCAGAAGGAGAUCCUGGUGGGGAUUAUCGACGACGACAUUUUCGAGGAGGACGAGAACUUCUGCGUGCACCUCAGCAACCUGCGCGUGGGCGGCGUGGCCGUGACCGCGGCCGCGCCGGCACCCGCGCACGCGCCGUCGCCGAAAGCCGGGUCGGCCGCGACGGCAGCGCAGCCGCCAGCGGCCGGCGUGACGGGCGAGAGCAACAACGACGCAGCGUCCGUGACCUGUGCUGCCGUCACAACCACCGCCAGCAGCGCCGCCGCCAAUCACGUAGCGACGUCCGGCGCCUGCGCCGUCUCGGAGAUCGCGUGCCUGGUGGCACCCAGCACGGCCAACGUCACCAUCUUCGACGACGACCACGCCGGUAUCUUCAGCUUCGAGGAGAAGGUGAUGCACGUGAGCGAGAGCGUGGGCGUGAUGGAGGUGAAGGUGGUGCGCGCCUCAGGGGCGCGUGGCACCGUGCUCGUGCCGUACCGCACGAUGGAGGGCAGCGCGCGCGGCGGCGGCGAGGACUUCGAAGACACGACCGGCGAGCUGCAGUUCGAGAACGACGAGAUCGUGAAAACCAUUACCAUUAAUGUAAUUGACCGUGAGGAGUAUGAAAAGCAAGACAGUUUCUUCAUUGCACUUGGUGAACCUGUGUGGAUCAGAAGAGGAAUGAAAGCCUUGUUGUUGAAUGAGCUAGGACCCUUCACAAAGACAGCAAAGUACUUCAAUGGUCAUGCUCUCUACAGGAAGGUUCAAUUUAGGGACAAACCAAUUCCAUCGACUGUCAUCUGCAUUGCAGGUAAUACUGAAGAUAAAAAGGCCAUAUCAAGCAAAGAUGAGGAAGAGCGGCGGAUUGCAGAAAUGGGCCGCCCGGUUCUGGGAGAAAAUAUGAAGUUAGAAAUCAUAAUUGAAGAAUCUUAUGAAUUUAAGAAUACAGUGGACAAACUGAUCAAAAAGACUAACUUAGCCUUGGUUGUGGGAACGAACAGUUGGAGGGAUCAGUUUAUUGAAGCUAUCACUGUGAGCGCUGGGGAAGAUGAUGACGAUGAUGAAUGUGCUGAGGAGAAACUUCCUUCAUGCUUUGAUUAUGUAAUGCACUUUCUGACUGUCUUCUGGAAAGUUCUUUUUGCAAUUGUACCUCCUACGGAGUACUGGAACGGCUGGGCCUGCUUUGUGGUGUCCAUUAUAAUGAUUGGCAUCCUAACUGCUGUUAUUGGUGACUUGGCUUCGCAUUUUGGCUGUACCAUUGGAUUGAAGGAUUCGGUUACUGCGGUAGUGUUUGUUGCACUGGGGACUUCGGUUCCAGAUACCUUUGCCAGCAAAGUAGCUGCAAUUCAAGAUCAGUAUGCUGAUGCUUCUAUUGGUAAUGUGACCGGGAGCAAUGCUGUGAAUAUUUUCUUAGGAAUAGGUGUAGCCUGGACAGUUGCAGCAGUCUAUUGGAAUGCUCAGGGAAAGGAUUUUGAGGUGCACCCUGGAAACCUGGCCUUUUCAGUCACUCUCUAUACCAUAUUUGCUUUUAUAAACUUUGGUGUGCUACUGUACCGAAGGAAGCCUGAAAUUGGUGGUGAGUUGGGUGGACCACGGACUGCCAAGCUUCUAACCACAGCAAUGUUCACUUUGCUUUGGUUAUUAUACAUCUUUUGCUCAUCUCUGGAGGCCUAUUGUUACAUAAAGGGCUUCUAAAAAUGAAUCAGCAGAACAUGAACCAAGUGGACAUUUAGUAUUUCACUCACCUGAUGAUGGAAUGCUAACUUCUGAGAGCAUUCUUUUUGCUAGGUAGAAGUGGAUCUUAGUGUUCAUUCUGCAGGGGCAUCAUAACAAUAAAAGCUAUGAAUGUAGGGCUUGGUCUGCUGCUGUGCAGAUCAGUUGUACCAAAUGGUAAAAUAUUUUUUAUUGAGACAAAAGAGCCUAAAGUAAUAUUUAUGGCACUUAUACCCUCAGUAGCAUGCCCUCAUCCAUUCAUGGAAUGAUGCCUCUGUGCUAAUGUGACUGACUGUUUGAGAUCAAGUUGCUUACUCAGAAAAAUGACUUGACCCAUUAAUUAGUUUUGUUUUGGAUCUGCGUGCCCUACACUUCAUUUAACAUACUGAGUGCUGACAACUCCCAAUUAAAAAUUCAGUGUCAACAUUUGGAGUUUUGAUUUAAUUUAAUUUAAUUUGGGUUCCUUAGUAAAAAUGCACAGAAUAUGCGUAACUGCUAGACAUUUACCCAUACACCGUGUCAUUGUUAUUUUUGUACAAUAAUGUUAAAUGUGAUACUGUAAUGCUGUGCAUGGUUAAGGCAUUUGUCCUAUAUGUAAUAUAAAUACAUCACCAAUCUCAAGAUCUACCGUGCAUUGUUUAUUACCAGGAAUUGCUUGACUGCAUAUGGUGAGGGGGAAAGGCUAUAGCUUUUAACUGAAAUUUGCCACGUUUACAGAAAUAAGUGGUACUGUUGGAACUAGCACAUUCACAAAGACGUACUUGAUCUAUAAAUAAGACAGAGUUUUUGUUAAACUUAGAAGUUGAAUGAUAUAUUAUUAAAACUAUUCAGGGUCAUUUUUUUGUUUUAGAACGUCAGUAUAGUUAUUUCUGUUGUCUGGUUGCUUUUGUUGCUGUCAGCAUUGUGGCACAAUAAAUCAGUAAGACAGUGUAAUUGGGAUGGUGCAUGUAAAUUAACCCAAGCAGAAAGAUGACAAUUGUUUAUGUUAAAUGUCGUUAAGUAGGCAAUGAGGAUAUUGCUGUAGCAAUCAACAGCUCAUUACUGUUGCCAGCUUUGGGAGUCAUUUCAAUGUUGUGUAUUCUUGCAAAUACGGUCCGAACUCUCAUAUGCCAAUUCACAAUCUUGUACUAGAACCUCUAUUAGAAGAAAGGCAUGUUUCAAGAUCUUAGUCACAUUAUGUGGCAUUAGGUUUUACAAAUAAACUCCAGUGGAGCUCAUGAUUGAAAAAUUGCAGAUGCUGUGUUUAGAACCAAUAAAAUAUGUAAGAUAGAAUUGAAAAAGAAUCUGUUGAAGCAAAAACAAAAUCAUUCUUGUGAGCCAUGAAUUGUGAUCACAACAGAAGCUCGUGUAGUUGAAUUAAUGAAGAGUUAAGUGCAAUAAGUGUUUUCCUUGAUCAACACUAACGAUAAUAAUAGAAAGGCAAAGAUUUGCAUUUGGUGCCAGUUUGAACUCACCGAGAGCCAGGAUACACUUCGUCUCUACAAGUAGACCCAACUUGCUGUAUUGGUUUAAUCUCAUCAUAGAAACAAAUGGGUGCAAUAUAAUGUUUAUAAUGGAUUGUAUAUGUAUGCAACUGGUACAUAACCCUUCAUAAGACUGUGUGCUGUGGUUUUGCUUUUCAAAUGACCACUUCACUAUCUUCCCCGGCUCAAUUAUCCCUCCCUUAAGAUUAGCUAUAGAAUAUAAAUGAGAAAUUCCCUUGGAAAGUCUGCUGUUUGUUAAAGCGAUACUAAUUUUUCCAUUUUUUUAAUCAACUGUCCCCCACCACACACACACUCACACAGAAUUAAUAGUUUUUGCAUAUUAAAGAAGCCGUGGGGCCACAAUGGAGUUGAUUUUCAGACUAGAGCUGGGUCAAAAUGUGUCAAGUCCAUCUUGGAUGAUGAGGAAAGAAUAAUAGUGUUUUAUUACUAUUCAAGCUUGUAUGAAGUACAAGUCACUUCAGCCAUCUGAUGACUCUAGGUUCAUUUGACAACCAGCCACUGACUUAUGACAGCUGAAUAAGUUCUGGGGAUCACAUUCCAUGCCUCCAUCCAUUUUUUAGUGCAAUUGUAAACCAGUGGCCUUGAUCACCAGUAUUAAUGCACAAAGCAAUGUCACUCAAGAUAUCUGUUCUGAUCCCAGGGUCUGACAUGUGUCACAAUACUGUUGAAAACUGCAAGCAAUACAAAUCUGAUUAAAACAUUUUGCAGCUGAUUAGUUUUGUGAGCAGUACAAGAUGUUUAUUUCUUUUUAGUACAGGAAAUGAAUGGUUCUGUUUUGAGAAUGAAGUUUUAAAAGGGAAGUUAUUUAUUUCAGUGACAGUAUGUUACUUCACAUUCUGCUCUGCAGUUCUUUAAAUAUAGAGAUAUUAUUACUGACAACUCCUGUAAUUUUAAUCUGUUAAAAUUGCAUUUACCCAGUCUAAACCUCCUUGGUUAUUCGCUGCAUCAUGCUGACGGCGCACAGUGAACUUUUCGUAGCUUCAUCAAGUAGAGGGUGUAAGUGUCACUCCUAGUGGUGUAAAAUAAUUAGCCUGAUUAAGGGCAAAUACUAAUGUUUUCGAGGGGGAAAGUACUCACAUGUUUGUUAAAUGGAUUGUUGUUUUGCUUUGCAACUAAAUUUGCUGAUAUUUUUGUUGAGGCUUUUUGUUCAUUCAGGCACAGAACAUGAAGGAUGGGCACCUUUACUAAGACACCAGAAGCUGCCAGAUCCUUCCUUCUGGUUGUUUAACCGGAGCCCAAGAAGAUGCAACCUGGAGAGGAAGCACUCCCAACUCACCCCCUUUCUCAGUGAGGAAGUGCUCAGCAAGCAUCCCUCAACCAUGAAACUUAAAGUAGGCACUGACCACAUGGAAUUCAUAGAUAAUUGCCAGUCUGCUUUCUUGCUCUCCAUACUGCACGGUGGUAGAGCAAGACUUUUACUCUGCCACUGCAGCUAUUUAGAGAGACUAAUGUUAAAUAGUAAUGGAAGUACAUUUCAAACAGCGAAAUCAUAAUAAAGUCCCAGAGGCUCACAAUUAUUUCAGUUAAUAGUUGUUUUAAUUUUAUUUACUUUUCCAGAAUGUGUUGAAUUUUCAGCCAACUGUAAAGUAAGAAUCUAACCAUAAGCAUACUAAAUGACUCCUGAGUGAACCGUGGUCCAAUGACAGACUACUACAAAUGUGAUUUCUUUGUAUAAGAAUGGGUUAGAUGAGGUACUGACAUCUCAGCAGCCUAAGGAAGUCAUUUCUGGUGCUUCUAUUCACACCAUUCUCAAUACUUACUGCUUUUACAUGAUAUGAGGUUUCAUCUCCCAGAUUGAAAGUGAUCAUUAAAUAUAAUCUCAGUUAAAUUAAAGUUAGAAAUAAUUCUUUGGGCAGAAUUACCAUCAACUUACUAUAUAAUAACCUCUUGCAUUUACCCACAAAAGGAGUCCUUUAAAACUGUAGAGGUCGUACAACAACUUACCCAUCUGGCAUCAAAUUAAAUCAGCUGCUAAGUAGAGCAGCUCAGCUGUUUUAUAGAAACUAAUCUUCUAUUUUUCUAGUUAAAACCUCAUAAAGAAGAUAAUAUAAGUACCUUCAGACAUCCAAAUUUAAUAGUGUGUGGUAAUUACAGUAUCAGAUUGAUCCACCAUUCUGACCAGUGUUAACAUCUAGCACUUAAAUGAAUAUCUUGCUGCUGUUUCAGUAGUGGCUGUAUCAUUUUGUGUGGAUUUUCCAAAAUAUAUUUACAGUGGUUUAAAUAACCAUUAGUAUUGCAUAAGAUGAAAGCACCCUAAGGCAGUUGGUUUGUGACCUUGUGUACAUAGUAUCUCAUGCAGAAUAUCAAAUUGUAAUUCAACUGUUGUGCCCGAAUGAGUGCUUUACUCAUGGAUGGUCACCAGCCUGUUAUAGCAGAGCAUGUGAAUUAAGAGUAAUUGUGGCAGCCUUUCAGGUAGAUUUGAUAAUGAAUGGGUGUGUUUCGAUGAAUGUAACUUUAGUGCUAGAUCGUUCCUACUUGAACCGAAGUGUAAUUGAUCUGUCUCUUUUUAAAUACCUAAAACAGCUAGGAAAAUUCAACCACACUCUUGCAGUCAUAAAAAUGCAGAUAGAGGUAUUUGGCAUUUACCCAUUUAACUGUGAUAUUAUACUUCAUACAGUCCCUUAAUUUGAUUUAUAGAGGUCAUAUUUUAAAUGUAUGAACUUUGAUAACAGAAUGCUAAUAGAGGCUAAAUGAAAUAGUGGCUUUGAGAAAAGAGAAACUGGAUGGAAUAUUUUUUCCUUCAGUUAAUACAAGUGCAUCAAGCAUUGCAUAUCAUUACAUAUUCAGUGAUGGCAUGUUACUUUAUAUUCUGAUCUCCAUGCAUUCUUUCCCCAUCUAUCAUUUUAACAAAAGUGUUGAGCCCUUCAAAGUAUAAAGAUUGAUCCCACGUGGACCUUAUACAAGUAUGAUACAGUGAACCAUUAUUUCUAAACUGAUUCAGCAUGCUUAGCUCUAAGUCCUAAGCAAAUUAUGGAGCCCAGGAACCCAAGUUUGGUUGUAGGAAAACUUAGUAUAGCAAAGAGCCUAGAGCAUAAGGAUGGCAUGGGUUACAGUGUUUUUUGAGGUAGAGAGUAGGCAGCAAGAGGAAAACUCCUCAGCUAAACCUCACCAAUAGUCACUUUGUCCACAGUAUGACUAAAUGAACAGCUUCCCUGCCUACUUAAUAUUCAGCAGCAAGAGAUGAUGCCAGACCUUUGGUAACAGUCCCUAGAAAAAGAGCUUUGGGGAAAAGAAUUCCCCCAAGGUAUGGGUAUCUUACUCUACUUUAAAUCUCCCUACCUGAGGAUUUCCUUUAGUUGGUUAAAACAGUCUUGUACACAUAUCAGGGGCUCACCAAGAUAGUUAAUAUUAGCUAACAUUUACUGAUGGCAAAUGUUUGCUCCAUCCUUCACAUAUGAAAAUUGUGCCAGAAUGUAUUUCUGAUAACAUAACAAUUUGCUGCUUGAUUUUGCUCAGCACCACCACUGAGAGAGAACAAAUGGUUUGAAAUUGGUAGCACAAUCAUAAUUUCAGCUACAGCAUUUAAUAUAGACCAUUGGAAUGGGCUGUGUAGGCUGUCUAUACAGCUGGUAAAGAGUAACCUUUCUACCUCCUGAUCUGAAUCAUUAAUGCCUCGGAGUUACAGUUCCUUUUUAGAGCACUGUUUAAAUACUAACAUUUCAUUCUCACCUUAUUAGUGGUACUGUCACAGUAAUUUGGAAAGGAAGAGCAUUGUGAUUUUAAAAAAAAGACCUGAGCAUGUUUAGAAGUUUGAAGGAGCUAGCAUAUUGGACAAUGUUUAAGCUUCCCCAAUGUCUCUCCCACUUUUGGAUUGAUGUUUAAUAGUGCAUGAAAUAACAUGGUGAUCAUUUUUGUACAGCCAUGAUGUCAUUGGUAUGUAAACAGAAGUGAAUUUAUAUUUCUAUUGGCAUGAAUUGGAUAUGCAAUACAGUAUUACUCAGUGAGCAACAUUAGAAGCUAGUAUGGAUUAAUUAUGUUGUGACAGUGGUUCUGCCAAUUUAUUUGGCCGUACAUCUGAUAAUCAAUUAUAGAACAGAAUGAAGAUUAAGAGACAAAAUAAUUAAAGCUCUUGCCUGAAUUGAAAGGUGUACACACACAACUUGAUACAACUCCACUGUCAAAAAUUGCUUGCAUAGCUUUUCAGUUUGCUCUGUGUUGUAUUUGUCAAAAAGUUUUAGUUUAAAAUAAAAUCUGCAUAAUUUGUAAAUGUAAAGAAUAUGAAAAUAAUAACUAAUUUUUUUUAACUUUACAACACAUUGCGAAUGGAAAUUUUUCUGCAAAUUUUGCAGUUCCAGAGGAAAUGAUUGCAUGUUGCAUAUGUUGUGAUUUGAGAAGAAUUAUCAGUGACUAAAAUGCCUUAUGCAAACAUUCAUUAGUACAUUAUCCAGAGCUGGUCUGAAAAUCACAAAUGUGUGGACUUUAUGCUGUUUUAUGUCAUAUUACUCAGCUUGAUUUGUCUGUCAUUUCUGUACUUCGUAAGGAACCUUUAAUCUUGUAAAACUGUGGUGUGUAUCUCUCAUUGCUUGAUCUGAAUGGCUUUGUAUAAAUCAAUGUCAUAAGCUGUUUCCUCUCUUGCCAUAUUUCCUAACACAUUAAAUAUAGAUGUUUGUAAAUUCUCCAUAAUUUCUCGUUCAUUCUGCGUGUCUUAAUAUAAUCAAGUCCAACAGGCAUUUCAUACAAUACUGUGUUGUAAA